Epinephelus moara (kelp grouper) is the source of this 7848-nucleotide messenger RNA. It is a transcript of the gene slc25a18, whose product is annotated as solute carrier family 25 member 18. Lineage: Eukaryota; Metazoa; Chordata; Actinopteri; Perciformes; Serranidae. The record is from RefSeq and is a predicted model, not a curated record. Gene Ontology annotation, molecular function: L-glutamate transmembrane transporter activity; L-aspartate transmembrane transporter activity. Gene Ontology annotation, biological process: L-glutamate transmembrane transport; aspartate transmembrane transport; malate-aspartate shuttle. The coding region runs from base 4752 to 5729 and encodes 325 amino acids. The transcript has 11 exons.
UUUGAGCGAUACACUACACAGGAGCUCCCCCUAUCGUAAAAUGUGAAAAGUGCAUGCUAUGAGACAGCAGUAAUGCCCAGUGACACUGAGAGGCAGCCACUCAUUCAAAAACAAAGUAUAAUGUACCUAACCUAAAUAAAUACAUAUAAAAGGUAGACAACUUGUCCUAUUCACAUACCAAGGCUUUAAGUACAAAACUUAAAGCCCAUUCUAGGGGGCUCUUUUAGCUACAUCCUUAAUACACGCACUUGAGAGGUACUUGAGUAGUUGAGCAGAAAGUGUUAUUUGGGUCCUGUGGGUGGCACUAGAGGAAAGGCUAUGGGCUCCUUUAGAUCAGGCGUUAACGUCUUGGAAGAUUAAGUGUGAUCAGCAUAUUAAAUGUCAUUAAAUUAAAUGAUUAGAUGCAGUAAAUGUCCUGUGUGCAAGUUAACAUUUUGGCCUAAAGGUGGUGCAAGAGGAAAGCUCAUGACUUCUCCAACACAGGCAGGGUUCAUCAUCUUGGGAGCCAAAUAUAUACAUUAUGCAUACAAUAUAUACAUAUACUUAGAUGUACUUUAUAUAUGUGUAAAUAAAGUAUGUUUUGCAAUAUGUACUGAGUAGCUCCAGUGAUAAUAAUUUGGCACAAAACACACAGCCCCUUCUGAUUUACUUGUCCUGCCAGUCCACUAGUCCAAACUUGUAAGUGUUUUCACUGAGAAUAAUAAAUGCUUGUAGCAGUGUUUGCUGUCAGCAACUGGCAACAAUCAAACUUAGACCCAAGCUGUUUCCAUCAUGACACAAUUCCUAAGAAACAAUGUUGCCUUCUAAGUAAUGGUGGGUUUGAAUUACAGUGUGCUCUGUAGAGUGUAAAGCAUUAGAAGUUCAACAUAAAAAAAAUCAAUGAGCAGCAGCUUUCAAGUUUAUUGACAAUUACAAUCACGUCUGCACCCUUGUAAUAUAGAUGGAUGUAAUAUCAAUCAAUCAAUUUUAUUUAUAAAGCCCAAUAUCACAAAUCACAAUUUGCCUCACAGGGCUUUACAGCAUACAACAUCCCUCUAUCCUUUGGACCCUCACAGCGGAUAAUACAGAUGGGUGACAAAAAUGAAAAUGACUUUGGCAUAUAUUCUACAAGUCUCUGAACUCUACUGAAGGAAUGAACUCCAUUCUUCUAAAAGAUAGCCAGACUACUCCACGUGACGUCAUUCAUUCAUUAGUCCCUCCAGUCUGGUUGAAUGUGUGUUAAUCAGUGCAAUAAAUACCAUGUGGAUUAUCAACCACUCUUCACACUCUUCCAUGGUCUGUGGUGCUCUAAGGUGACAGCAGUUGUCAGCAGGGCAGGGCAAGUGUGGUCAGCCAUCACGGUGCUGUCAGUGCAGUGACAGCGCACUCUUUGGGUCCCUUGGGAAUGUCAGUCCCAUGUAAGGUUGUGAUGUUGCUAGGCAACAAAGCAAUCCAGUGAUUCUUGGUGUAAAACUGAGCAUCAUGGGCAAACUUAACUUUCCAACUCAAAACUUAGUGAGUUAAGUUGGCAGCUGACAUGCGAGUGUACUGUAUCUUUGAAUACUAGCUUACUACCAUUAAAAGUUUUUGUCCUUGAAUCCAAACUAACUUUAGCCUAUUUAUCAAGGAGGCUCCCUACUGUAUGUAAUUAGUAAUUCAUUAAUUUAAUUUCUGCUGUUAUUCUGAUUCAGGAGCAUGGAGUUGAUCUCCUUAUUAUGUGCUGUUACCCUGGUAGUGUUGGUGGCCCAUUCAAAUACAAAACCCUAAAGAGAAGUUGUGCACUUAGUUUAUUUGCACAAACAGGGCUGGUGGAUGGAGCAGUGGUACUUUACUACAGUUUUGAUAUACUAUACCUGCAAAUUUAUACUCAUAAAACAUAAGAUCACUUAUAAAGUAUGAUGCGCUAUUAUUGAUUAAAUUAUCUAACAGUAUAAGUCAUUAUAAAUCCCUACCCUCAACCAGCUACAACAUUAAAAUGCUGCUCCUACUUAAACGUAUCAGUAACAACACAUAUACAAACAUUUAGGACUUUUAUGUUUAUACUUUGGAAUUGCUACUUUUCCUUAAAGGGGAACACCAUCUAAAUUAAGAAUUCCAGUAUGUUAUCUGACUGAUUUUAUGGACCCACAGAAUGUUUGUUUUUUCUUUUUUAUACCCAAAUGAGAUUUCUUCUAUUGUAGUGUUCUCAGUUAUGAAACAGAAAAUGUCCCCAUUUACUCAGAACAUUCCCCUGGGCUCUCUCAGUGCCAUCUAGAACAGUGGCUCCCAACUGGUUCAGCCACAGUAUUCAGAUUUCUCUGUAGUCAUCAGUUUAAGGUCCACACAGUUUAAUACAUUCAGCAUUACACUUGGGUCUGGCCAUGUCGUCGAGCUAGUUUUCAGUCUCUGUCAAGUAGCCGUCCUAUAGUCGCUCACUUUACAGCAGGAAACAGCACUUAAAAAUGCAGCUAAGUGCUGGAAAUUCCCUGUAAAUCAAAAGAGAGAACGUUCUAUACAAACUAGACAUGUUUGCAAGUCACUUUAGGUCCAUUCAGCAUGGACCCACGACCCACUUUUGGUCCGCAACCUACCAGUUGGGAACCACUGAUCUAGAACAUCUUUCCUAAUUCAUUGUCUAUGGAGCAGCUCCAGACUUUAUACCCUAUAUCAUCACACAUUUGAAUUUUAGCAUUCAAGCUUUUGGAUUUGGGAGAGAGUUGUUCAUGUCUACUAAUAUUUUUUGGACUGUCUUAGACCAUAAGGAUAACAUGUAAGAAUUUUGAAAAUGGCUGUAGUUUCCCUUUAUGUAAAGCAUCUGAAUGCUUCCUCUAUCACUUCAGCUCGCCCCAUUUACCAGAUUUAUAGUUUAAUUUCCCAGUAGAUAUUUCCAUUUCAAAAGUUUGCUCUCGUGGUGUUGUAACACAUUGGAUAUAAUCACAUACGAAAUAAUAUAUUGUAUGCACGUGUGACUGGGCAAGUUGGUCUGACCACCUGUUGUGCUUUUUAUUAUAUAUUAAAGGGACAGUUCACCCAAAAUCCUUGGCUAAGGUGUAGUGUUAGCUUGCUCAGGGGUUGCUAGGUAAGCUAGCAGUAGAUGCAUGCCUCCUUCUGUGUGGUGGUACAGUUGAUCUGUGGAUUAUCUUGAGUUAGAAGGUCAUGAUUUCUGAAAAGAGACAUUGCUGUUGUAUGCUAUCUAGUUACAUUAUACUGGAGAGAAGGCAGCCAUCUCCACGGUCGAUAUCUCCAACACUCCACAACUCACACCAAAACAAUCUAGACUGAUAUAUAGCACUACAGGUAAGAGGACAAAAUAUGUAUUUUUAAUUUUAGGAUGAACUGUUCCUUUAACUUAGGGCCACAUUUUGCAUAUUACAAUAUAUCAUUUUAAAGGGUCCUGUUGUUCCCUUACUUGGGACAUUUAGUAUGCUAAAGUAGAGUGUAUUGAGUAGCAUGGACAAUUCUGUGCUGGCCGCUGACCCUCUUUGUUGGAAACACAGACAGGCACUCUUUCAGCGAGGUAAAAGCUACACAUUGAUACAAUGAAGGCAACAUGCAGGUUUCCAUUUUCACCACAAAUAACCUAAAAGUGUAUGGUGCAACUAAGUGCGUAAAAUGUGAAAGCCAACCUAUAAAACAUCAUCUUUACUGAGAGAUUCUCCCUGCUGAUGAGUGAAAUGAUCACUGAUAGUAACUGUUUUUUCCAUCAGCAGGAAUCAAUACAUCAAUCAAUGCUCAUGAAAAAAAUAGUUUAAGGGCAAUGAGUGGUUGCUGUGGUAGUCACAUGCUCUUUUUGUUGAUGUCCUUACAUAACUUUCUUGUCCUUUAAUUACCUAAUUUUACGUAUUUCUUAAUAUAAAUACAUCAACUGUCCCAAACAGUGUGAAUCAUAUCAGCAUAUCACUGUUACCUUGGUAGUAAUUGUAAGUCUGUGAACAUUUGUGGAAUUCAGUGUGCCUAGAGGUAUUAUGUAAUGCCGGGACUGCUGAAUAGAGAGCCAGUUACUGAUGGCCAACCUUUUCUGUUGCUGUUCAUGUUGCAUAUAUAUUCAUAGAAACAGUGCACACUGAGUUAUAACUGUGGGUAUUUGUCUCUGCCUGUCUGUUGCGUGCAUUGUGGCUGCAGCAUGAGUUUAUGUCGAGUUGUGUUAGUGUAGAGCUGAGUUGCCAGGGCUGUGUCACACAGGGAGUCACCACGAGAGGGAGGGACUUAGGCAGCAGGACAAUGCUGGUGUUUGUGCAACGGCCCCUGAGUGGCGGCUGGCUCUCUCAGAUCGCUCUCGCUUGACUACCAUUGCUGCACACAUUGUUGAAGUGAAAGGAAAGUGGACAGCUUGAUCCUGUCUGUGGGAUGCACCGACUGAGCCCUUUGUUAAACACUGGAUUCCAAUUGCGGUGAAAGAAUACCGACUGUACGAGAGAGACUGGGUUUUGAUGUGAGGUACAACAAAGCAGAAAGGCUGGCCAGAAGACACAAAUUCAAUAUUAGUGGUUUUGGCCACGACAGAAAAAAAAGGGCGUCCACCCCUGCCGUACCAGGGCAAAGAAGAAGAAGAAGGCGGUCCAUUGCUGCCACAUUAGAAGAAUCAGUGGGCGGCAUUUGUGGCGUGGGUGGGCAGGUGAGGGUUGAGCUGCGGUGACAACUUUGGCCUGCGUGCUGAAGUGUGGGAGGGAAGAGGAAGAGGAAAAAGGAAGACAAAGAGGAGGGGUUGGUGGUGGAGGAGGAGGAGGACGAGGAGGAGGAGGAGGAGAGGAGAGGAGUAGUAGGCCUGGGCCUGGAGCCCAAACACAAGCAGGAUGUCGGAGAAGAAAGUUAGCAGCCUCCCUGCUAAGCUGAUUAAUGGGGGCGUGGCAGGCCUGGUUGGUGUGACAUGUGUAUUUCCUAUUGACCUGGCCAAGACCCGCCUACAGAACCAGCAGGGCGUCCAAGUCUACAAAGGAAUGCUGGAUUGCCUUGCCAAGACGAUACGCUCGGAAGGCUAUUUUGGAUGCUACAGAGGUGCAGCCGUGAACCUCACUCUAGUUACGCCAGAAAAAGCCAUCAAGCUGGCUGCCAAUGACGUCUUCAGACAGAAGCUGUCUAAGGACGGGCAUUUGCCCCUGUGGGGGGAGGUACUGGCAGGAUGUGGGGCUGGGACGUGUCAGGUGGUCGUCACCACUCCCAUGGAGAUGCUUAAGAUCCAGCUGCAGGAUGCAGGAAGGCUCGCUGCCCAGAGGCCUGUUCGAACUCCAGCUCAGGCUGCUGCUCCGGGAUCAGGUCCAGCUCCAUCGUUGGUAGCCCCACCACCGGCACAACCUCGACCUCGGCCCUCAGCCACCGGCAUCACUGCGGAGCUGCUGAAGACUCGUGGGCUGGCAGGCCUCUACAGGGGAGCAGGAGCCACCUUAAUGAGGGAUGUCCCCUUCUCAAUGAUCUACUUCCCACUGUUUGCCAACCUAAACGCACUGGGCCUUGAAAAAGUGGGUGAUGUGCAGGCCCGGGCGCCAUUCUGGCAGUCGUUUUUGGCAGGCUGCACCGCAGGCUCAGUGGCAGCUGUGGCUGUAACACCACUGGAUGUCAUAAAGACUCGCCUGCAGACCUUGCAAAAAGGUGAGGGAGAGGACACAUACAGAGGAAUCGUUGACUGCACACGGCGCAUCAUGAUGCGAGAGGGCCCAUCAGCAUUCCUGAAGGGUGCAACAUGCCGUGCUCUCGUCAUCGCCCCUCUAUUUGGCAUUGCACAAGGUGUCUACUUUCUCGGGGUAGGGGAGACGGUGCUAGGUUUGCUGGGAUAGCAGUGCUUGGCAUUGGUGGUGGUGGUGGUUGUGUUGUCUCUGCUGCUUUAAUCUGCAGUGAAUGAAUGACACAACUGGGUGAAUGGUGAAUACAGAGAGAGGGGAAAUACGGCCACAAUCUGCUAACCAAAGGAAGAGGGGACGGUCUGAGAAAUGAAGAGGCUCUAUUUACUAAUAUGUGAACCGAUGGGUUCACACUAAUCAUGUUUCUCUAGGUUUGUACAUGCUGUUAGCAGGGGUCUGGAAGUUCAACAGGGUCCUGUGUAUGUGUGUGACCAAUCUGAGGGUAUGUCUCAAGUUGUCUGGGUUUUCCCGGCGUGCUUGCUGCAAUAUGUCCGGGGCUGUCCUUUCACCUGAGAGAGAUUAUUCUGUCUGGUUGUUAAGCGAGAGCUGCUGCAUGUUGUCUGAGGCUGCUAACUUAAAUGCCUACCGAGCUGACCAUUUGUGUGGUCAUGACGAAGAACUGUGCAUCAUCCUAUGUAAGUGACAAAUCCCCUUUUCAAUCUUUAUCAGAAAAUAAGAUUGCAUAACGUUUGAUGUCAGAGUCUGAACUGGCUAUUUUGGUCUGACUUCAAAUGCCAAUUACUUUAGAUUACAAUGUUUGAUGUGUUUCUCUGAAAAAAAAAGCUUAAUGUCCUUCUGCCUACCCUGUUAUGCGUUCCUCCCACUCCACCCGUGAGGUCUGAGUUGUAAUCUUGGAUUCCUUCAGUGGAUUGGGAGGUGCUGGCUGCCAGAAACUGUAAGGUCAUUUGUUAAUCUGAUGGUAAUGCUUUAAUCCCAGCAUUAGUGUACAAUAUACCCUAACACACAGCUCACUUCCUGCCUAAAGGCCACAGGUUAGACUGCUGGGCCUCUGUCUCGUAGCCUUGACUUCCUAUUCUCCUCACAGCUUGGAAGGGUUUUGGCCCAGGGCUCAUUUUACUUGCUUAGAUAUACAUAUAAAUACAUUGCUUCAAAUGAUGUGCGCACAAUAACUAAAAAAAAACAUGCAAUUAAAGCCUUAUCAUUGCUGAUAGUUUCUAAAGCAUCAAAACUGUAAGUCUUAAACAAAUUCAGUGGAAUUGGUGGUGUUGAAACAUUGAUUUGGUACUUGAGUCCAACUUAGCGAGGACAAUUCAAUUUGUUGAACCCAUGGAGGGAGUAUGGCACCUUGUCUCGCCAACUGUUUGUCAUUACUGAAGUCCACUGGGUGGCACUAAAAGCUUCUUUUUUUUUUUCUUUUCUUUUUUUUUUACAUUUUUAAUGCAAGACACAUUUUGAUGUGGCUAGUGUACCUAGGCUACUACUACGUUUUCCUCAUUGUAGAGUGAACAUAGCCUGAGUAAACUGUUUGUUUACAAGCUGUAAAUAAAGAUAUCUCAUACAUGCUGAUUUCUCUGUGUCACACACGUUUAUUUCUUUGGUUUUUGUAUGUUAAGUGCUUCCAAACAAUGGUAAACAUCCACACAGACACACAAACAUACACGCACACAUACACACAGUCAAAUUUGUAACUGUCAUUUUGAUAAAUAGCGCCCAUCUUGUGUUAGUAGCAAAUGCACUUGGGCUCAUCUGUGCGCCCAUGGGUGUGUGGGUUUUAAAAUGAGGUGUGGUCAGGUUGCUAUUUUGAGGCAGCAGAAAAGGAUUGCAGUAUUGUCCAACAAAACCUGCUCUAAAGUAAAUAGCGCAGCAUUUUCCUGCCAUUUAAAGGGUGAAUAAUGGAGAUAGUAAGAUGCGCCGACGCAGGCAGGUUCACAACAUGCUAAUGCUUUGCUUGUUACACACGCAGGGGCAUGUGGCUGGGUUGCUGUUGGGUGAAGUUAUACAUCAUUAAUGAGGAAAAUAUUAAUCACAUUCUUUCAAAUGUGAACGUAGCAGAGAGCAGAGCUGCUCUCCGCCUUACCAUUAAGAGAGACUUGUGGGUAUUUACGCACAAGGAGCAGCGCAACAUUGAUUAUUUCAGAAGCUAAAUGUUUUGUUCUGUUUUCUCUGUCAAGUUUAUAACUACAGUUUUUUGUUUUGCUGCUUAAAUGUCCCACUUUAUUUGCUGCUCUUGCAGGCGCACCAGGCUUUAUUAGGGAAAAGGGAGAUGACACUGAUUGGUUGAGUUCAUGUUACACUCAAAACACACCUAUGAUUA